Molecule: messenger RNA, 8154 nt
Organism: Wyeomyia smithii (pitcher-plant mosquito)
Lineage: Eukaryota; Metazoa; Arthropoda; Insecta; Diptera; Culicidae
Gene: Set2
Product: probable histone-lysine N-methyltransferase CG1716
Exons: 7
Coding region: 159-7880 (2573 amino acids)
Biological process (GO): regulation of DNA-templated transcription
Cellular component (GO): chromosome; nucleus
Molecular function (GO): protein binding; histone H3K36 methyltransferase activity
Source: RefSeq, a predicted model, not a curated record
GAGUGACGGCCACCAUUUUUGUUUGCUAAAGAAGUGUUCCAAAGUGCUCUGCAGAAAAUCUCUUUUAUAGGUGGUAAAUGCUGUGUAAACCUUUCGAUUUUUCUGCUAAACUGUAAUUAGAUGCAACGAUCAUCUAUGGAUAAUACUUUUGCGUGAAAAUGGGAAGAACAACACGGACAUCUGCCGCUGGGAAAACUUGCACUACGCCACCGAAGGACAAUGAUGGUGGUGAGACUUCGCCACCCGUACCGUCAGCAGUGAGAAGUGAUGCGGUUCCUGCCGAGGUGGAAGCAAGUUCAGUAGAUACACUUUCUGCGAGCUCAUCAAAUUUAAGGCCAUCGGUUUUGUUAGAGAAAUUACCCGUGGAUAAUAUAAAUCCUCCCCUGACCCCUGUUGUGAAAAAACUCCGCGUUAAGAGCCAAACAUCCCCCGUACCUCGCGCAACCCGAAGUCAGAAAAGAAACUCGCCAACCUCGGCGGACGAUGAGGAAAUUAUCGAAUUGAUAGAGAUAUUGGAUGAUGAUUCCAAAUCAAGGGAGAGUAGUAAUGUAGAACCAUCGGCAGAAGACCAGCCCUUUGUCGCGAAGCUCGAUGAAGAUUUCGAUGAAAUCACUUGCACAGUGAUUCACAAAAGUUCACCAGAGACUACCGAUAAAAGUAAGCAAGAGGAAUCUACUGGCGAAACAUCUAUGGUCGUGGAUGCAACCAAACAGUCAAGUCCAAGUAACGAACGUCCGCUGCAUGUUCUAAUUGAUAAAAUGGACAUAAAAAAUGUUCAGCGAAAAACUGAUAAAAAGAUAGAGGAAGAUGAUGCUACUAGCUCGGUUAGCAGCGGACUUCAAGUGAGUCACGAGGGUGAAGGCGAUAAGUCUCCUAAAACAGAAGUGAUCGGAACACGUAAGUCUAAACGGCAAGUGAAGGUGACCAAUAAGUAUCGUGACUUUGUAGUCGACGCUCCAUUACCUUCCUCACAUGUACCUUAUUCGGAUAUAAAAUUAGCUCGUAGCAAUGUCGGAGGAAAAAAAAGUCAUACUAAAGAAACAGAAAUGUUUUUUUCGUCGGACGAUUUUUCCCCUGAUUCUCCACCGAUUGUAGUUCAAACGCCGAAAAAAACCUACAGUAAUAAAAAAGGAAGCAAUUCAGACUCUACUAGAGUGGAGCCAGAAGAAAUUCAAAAAAGAAGGAUGACGAGAUCUACUACGCCAGUUUCGUUUCGUGGUCGUAAAAAGAAAGAAACUAGUGCUGCUAAUCCAACAGUUUUGCUUCAACCGGAUGAUGAAACAGUUGAAUUUCCUGGUCCAAACGAUAAAACCGAUUCUACCUUAACUCUAAACAUAGACAGUAGCUAUUUCUCAGAUGAGGACAUAUUCGGAUAUGACGGAACUCCUUCGCCGGACGAAUUUUGUGGAUGGCCCGAUGAUGAUUUUAAGGAUCCGAGUGCAGGAUCCUCGUUUUCGACACUAUCAAGUUUUUCACUCUAUGCACCGGAUUCAAGUCAUUUGAGUACUACAUCCCAUGGAAUGGAAAUGGAUUAUUCAGAAGGAAAAUCUGAAACUAAAGUUAAACGUCGCGGAAGACCGCCAAAACAAUCUCAAACGAAAUUAAUCACCCCGGUCGCUGAAACCAACACGCGCCCUGCUGGAUCUACGUUUAUUAAACGAUCAUACAAGCCUAUGCCUCCGAGACCUACGACACCCGGAUUGGAGUCCAGCUUUCAAAGUAUUGUCAAAAUCAAAGAGCAAAAGCUAACAGUUGAACCAAUCGAGGUUAUCCAGCCAGUUUCAAUCGAACAUCCAGACACAUCCAAACAAUUGAGUACCGCUGGCAUUGAAGAUGUUCUUGAAGAUGCCAUUGAAAUAGUAUUGCAAGCCGAGGAAAUUAUUAUCGAUAACGACGCUCCUUUGCUUGAACCUGCAAUCAUUCCUAAACCGCCCAGAAGUCGACGUCGGAUUCGAGGUGGUAGACGACCGUCUCCUACUAGUGGACCCCCUCGUAGGGGAAGAAGCCGUAUUGAGGGCGAUCUCAACACUGACGAGGACUCUAGCCAAAGUGUAAUUUCCGUCAUUAUACAAGAUUCAGAUCUUGUUUCAGCGACAGAAGCAGAUCAGCCAAUUCUGGCGGUGGAGACAGCUCCUUUGCCUAUAGUUGAAGAAGAAAUCCAAAAAACUGUAAUACCGAUUGCAGAAGAGUCCAGUUCUGUUUCAUUUGACGUCGUAGAAAAGUCCCUUAAGAAAAAUUCAAAGAAAUCCAAAUCUAAAGAUGAUUGCAAGCGUGAUAUCUCACAUGAAGAACGGAAAUCGGAUAACAAACCUCAGAGUCCAAUCCCACAACCAAAAACAUCUGUUUCGACAACGCCACAAAAAGAUAGUAAAGAUUUCUCAGGUUCGACGUCGAAAACACCAGACUCCGGGGAAAUUAUCGUGCUGGACUCUAAAGAUAUAAUUCCCAAAACGACGGUAGUCAUAGAUUCCACUAGAGAAAGCAAAGAGGAUCUGUCGAGGAAAGAUUCCCAUAAAGAAUCGAAAAAAUCUUCCAAAGACAGCAAACAUCAUCGCAGGCCAAGUUCCUCGAAGGAUUCUAGAAAGCACCACAAGGAUCGUUACUAUAAGGAUUCAAAGGAUCGAGAGAGCAGCCGGAAAGAUCGUGACUCUUCAAAAAGUAGCAAAGACAGGGACAAAGAACGACACCGAAGGCGUUCGUCUGACGGCAGAAAAGAUAAACGUUCGGACAUUAUCGAAUCAGACAAGAAACGGUCCGAUUCUAAGGAUCUCGGUAUCAGCGUCAAGAAAGCAGAACCCGAUAAAAAACGCACUGAAUCAGUGAUAGAGUGCAAACCAGUUGGAACGAUUGAAAAACACGAAAAACAGCCAGCGAUAGUGCCAUCGGUACCAAAGCUGUCGGAAAAGCCAAAGAAAUGCUUUGAUUCAGAACUGCAAGCAAUGGAUUCAACGUCUGUUACUAAACAUAAAUCCGGUGAUGACUCCAAACGAUCGAAAGAACACGAUAAAUCACGCAAAUCUGAUAAGUACAAACAUCGUAGUGAAUCGGAAAUGCGAAAAAAGAUGCCUGUUACUGAGCUGAAAGUGUCCCACAUGGAAUCGAAGGAAAAAAGUCGCUCGACGGAUUCGUCUCCGGUGCCGCUGAAGCAGAGUGAUUCCGAAAGUCGCAAAAGAGCUGUACCCGAGUUGCGAUUACCAAACAAAGAGAGUAAAGAGAAAAGUCGCUCGACAGAUUCUUCUCCCGUACCGUCUAAGCAUGGCAACUCUUCAUCCAGCUCGAAAAAAUCUUCAAAAGAGUUCUCUGGCAGCGUACGAAAAGAAUCGCAUUCUAGUAGCAGCUCCAAAGCACGUAAAAGUUUAUCAGGCUCCAUAAAAGAUGAGAAGUUGAAAGAUGAUUGUUCGGCGAAGAAAGAAAAAACGAAGUAUAAAAUAUCAACACAAGAGGAGACUCAACAAGAGGACACUAAAGCUAUGAUGACGGCUGUAGCUCCCAUCGAAGUCAUUCCACCAGCUGAGGUUCAACCUGUGAAAGAAGAAGUUACCGUAGAGCAGGAACUCUCUACCAUGUCUACGCUUCAAGAAGCCGCUCUACCAGACACACCUCGGAUCGCUACAAAGGCCUCCAGAAAAAUGUACCAGGGCGAGGAUGAGAUACAGCAAAUUGGUGCCCCACAGGAGUGCUUACAACCAAAGAUAGAACCACCCGUCGACGUUGUGAAACAGGAAGAAAAUCAGAAUGAGCUAACAACGGUUAAACUAGAACAAGAGGAGACAACGGUGCAGCAAAUUUCCGAGGCGUUCGAUAGUAGUGUUCAAAUAUCCGGUCCACGGCCCGAGGUUGCUCUUAAAGAAUUCGAAAACAUAUCUAUUUCGGAUGAGAAGCCAGUAAUGGAGAUGGCUGCAGUUCCGAAAUUAGUUCAGGAAGAUAAACCGCCACCUCCUGCUACUGGAGACGAUUCUAUACCCUCGCAAGAUACGACCAAUACCAGUAUUGCGCUAUCUCCGUCGCAGGAACUAUCCAAUGAGGACUCAAAUUCAAACUCUACUAACAGUUCAAUGCUGGAUGCUUCCAAAGAACCAAAAACGGAAACAGCGGAUGAUGGCUCCAUUCGACGGUCCUCUCGCAUCAAAACGAUCAGCUCACAAAAACAACGAACCAGUGGUCACGGAUUGGUGAAGGAUAAAGACAAAUUUUUGAAAAAGACAACCAUUUCCGUUGGAAUCGAUUCAAAGGUGCUGAAAGAUGCGAUUACGGGCAAUUUCAAUGUGAUUUCAGCGAGCGAUGGUGCUUCGAUUGAAAAUUCUGCUGCCGCAGGCGAGAACGAUCCAUCCGUAACAAAUAUAGAACUUUCGGAGGAGUACCUUCGGGAUAUGGAGGAGAAGCUCAGCCGGUUCGAGACCAUUCGAGAGAAUAUGUAUCAUUGCGAUAAGGUUAUUAGCAAGGAGGCGAAGAAAAUGAUGUGUGAUUGUUUUCUAACCGGAGAGGACAUUGAUCGUGGUGAGCUGGGCUGUGGGGAAGAUUGUCUGAACAAACUUCUGAUGAUCGAGUGCGGUCCACGAUGCGUGGUAGGAGAUCGAUGUACUAAUAGACGUUUCCAAAAGCAGGAAUAUUCUAACUGUCAGGUUUUCCGCACGGAAAAGAAGGGUUUCGGUAUUCAAGCUAACACUCCGAUUGUACCGGGAGAGUUCAUCAUGGAAUACGUGGGCGAAGUGCUGAACAGCGCACAGUUUGAUGAGCGCGCUGAGUUGUACUCUAAGGAGAAAAAUAAGCACUACUACUUUAUGGCAUUGCGAUGCGAUGCAAUUAUCGAUGCCACUACGAAGGGAAAUAUUUCCCGCUUUAUCAAUCACUCGUGUGAUCCGAACGCGGAAACGCAGAAAUGGACAGUUAAUGGUGAGCUGCGGAUUGGGUUCUUCAGUACAAAGUAUAUUAUGCCGGGAGAGGAAAUUACUUUCGACUAUCAGUUUCAGCGGUACGGUAGAAGAGCACAGAAAUGUUACUGUGAGGCUGAGAAUUGCACUGGUUGGAUCGGAGGUGAUCCGGGAAGCGAUGGAGAAUCGGAAUAUGAAGAAGAAGAAGUCGAAGAAAGUGAAGAAGAAGAUACACAAACCGCGGAAACGGCAGUGGUGUCUACUGAUACUGCUUUAGAAAAUCUCAAGCUCGAAGGACCCAAGGGAGCUGACGGAACGCCUUUGCCAACGGUUGAAGGUGAUUCGCAAGUGGUAAAGCCAGACGAAUCAAUUGUAGCGAUUAAACCACCAGAGCCAAAGCAGCGUAAGGUCCGUAAGCGAGUGGAACGCCCCAAGAAGCGUAGACCCCAGAUCCACGAGGAUCCUGAUCUGGAGAAGGAAAUCAACCAGCUGCUGAAAACAGGUUUGAAGAACCAAGCUCAAACGCUUAAGCUAUCCCGAAUGAUGGUUCGUGCAAAGGAUAUUAAAUCUAGAAGCCGUUUGUUGACGAUAUUACAAAGCGGUGAAUUGCCCUGUCGGCGGUUGUUCUUGGAUUACCAUGGAUUGCGGCUGCUUUACGGUUGGAUUUGUGAAUCAACUGAAUCGAUAGAUGAUCUUAAAUUUCGAAUUCAGAUAUUGGACACUUUGGAUCGGUUGCCCAUACCGAACAAGACAAUGCUGAAGGACAGCAAAAUUAUGCAAACUAUUGAAAAGUGGGCCAAGAUCGAAAAAUCUAAGGAAAAAGAAAAGGAAGAGGAGAAAGAGAAGGAACGGGAAACGUCCAGUACUAGCUCCCCUAGUGACAGUAAUGGUGCCGGAAGUGAUAGUAAUACAAGUUCAGCGGACGCCAAAAAACAAGAUAUAGUGGGUAGCGUGGAGGUACUGAAAAACAUGCCGGAAUUGCUUAAACUAGCAGAUCUUGGUAAACUCAAAGAAAUUAUAAGCAGUACUUGUGUAGAAAAGGAAGCCGAUAAGGAGAAACCGUCCAGCGUUAUAACUGAAACAGCCCCAUCAGCAGUUAGUUUGAUGGACUCAAUCGAAAUUCCCGAGCCAGAAGAUGAGAACGCCCCAGAGGAGAAGCGUCUGGGAACUCAGAUUCGUAUUCUAUCCUGCAAACUGCUUAUAAGUUGGGUCAAUCUAAAGGAAGUUUUUCGUAUUCCCAAAAAAGAACGAAUUGAGCAGAUGAAAGAACACGAACGCGAAGCCGACCUGCGUUACAAAGCGCUUGGUCUCGGCGAUGACGAUGAUAAGAACUCAUCCUAUCGGCAGGCCUCCAGUCGCUACUUUGAUCGCACUCGUGAGUUGAAACGACGCAAAUCGGUUGACGAAGCUAGUUUCUAUAAAAUGAAAAGAGCUCUAGCAAGCACUGCCAGUCCAAUGCCCAAAAUGGACAAUCUCUCCAAGCAACAGCGCCGGCAACUGUUCGAAAUGAAGGUUGCUCACGAGGAAGCCGAGCGAAGAAAUAAGGAACUCUGGUUGCAACAUGAAAAUAACUGCCUAAAGUUCGGUCUCAAUCCACACAUGACUGCGCCACAUGAUGUUCCAGCGAAAAUGAAUCCAGCUACCGGCGAGUAUUUCUCGGCAGAUGACCGACUGCUGCCGACACCGCCCAGCCAUAUGUACUUCAAGGUGCUGCCCCCUCCUAUGUCUACUAAUCCAGAGGACUACGAACUGCCUCCGAUGGACCUCCCUCCUCUGUGGAAGUUUGCCAUUGAUGAUCGGGGUCGUCUUUAUUACUAUCACGUGAAAGAUCGAGUACCUCAGUGGGAACCCCCGAAAAAAGAUAAUCAUGGUUUACGCGAUGAGGACAUUUCUAUGAGUUCAGACUCUAGCACCACCGAUACGGAUGACUCCGAGGAGGAAUACCUUCACAUGCAGUUGGAGCAAUUGAUGAAACGAAAGAAGAAACAACAAUCAAGCUUUAAUUUGGAUGACGUAUUAGCUAAACCUGAUGAUAUGAAUGAUGACCUCUCAAAAACGAUUAAAGAUCUGGAAGCGAGUGAUUCCUCUCCCCAAUCUAGUAGUAAAAUCGAUAAGGCACUGGGUGAAACGAUCGACAAAACUGCUGAGGAGCUUCUGCAGCAUCGCAAACGAAAGCACAGCAAUAAGCUUGUUCAGGAGCGGGUUAUCAGCCCCCGCACUGAGGAGGACAAACUGUACGGCCAGAUGGAGAUGAAACGUUACAAGGAAACCAAAGAAAAACUACGCCGGCGAAAGGAGGAAGCCAAGCGGCUUCGAGCUCGCAGCAUGCUGGACAAAUCGUUGGCCUCCGAUAGUCCAUUCAGUGGGUCCUUCUCGACUGAUCCGUUGGAUAAGAGUGCCGCAGAAAGUUCCCUCAUCGAUGACGAUCUGGUGGUAUCGCACAAGAUUGUUGACGAUAAGUGUAUUGUUGAUGAGUUGGAUAUUUUGACAAAGAAGAAGAAAAUAUCACCAUACGAAGAGUGGCAGAAGGUCAAGCAACGGUUAGGCAAGAAACGAGCCGCAAAGAUGGGAGAAAGCUCAACGUUUAGUGGAUCUUCGGCAUCUUCGUCGGGAACGUCCUCCUUGCCGGGGGCAAGUUCAUCAAAGAUUGGUAAACGCAAGAAGACUGACAAAUUAGAUCUCAACAGCGAAGAGGCGAAAAAGAUCAAGGAGAAAUUCCGCGGUGAAAUAGCCGGAGUAAUCGUGCAGCAUUUAGGAGCGUACCGUAAGGAUUCGUGCCAAACGGGACGUAUAACCAACACGGAGGACUUCAAACACUUAGCCAGAAAGUUGACCCACUUCGUCCUCGUGAAGGAACUCAAGCACUGCGAUAAUACGGUUAAUGAGCUUGAGGUAACCGAUUCCGUACGAACUAAGGCACGCGAGUUCAUCAAGAAGUACAUGGCCAAACAUGGAACGGUAUAUGUUCGGGGCGAAAACGAACCCGAUUAUGCAAGCAUAAACCUCUGAGACAACGCCAAGGGGAAAGUGGAGAAACCGGCAACGGUUGAAGCUCCACCGGCUCCCCAGAGUUAAAACUAUUGCACUUUGGUGUACUGAAGUGCGAGAAGUGUGUUGCACUAUACAUUAGGAUAGUUUUAAUUUAAGAUUAUCAUUCGAUUGAAUUACGUACAAAACAAAAAUUGUAUUGACAUCCGCAUUAGCAUGAUUGAUUUGCAAAAUCAAUUAAGGUGCAUUAAAGAGUUUUAACCAAUAUUGGAAUAAAAACUAUGUAAGCUAACAA